CCCGCAUCCUCGACUCAAAUACUCUUCUUGCACACCGCACUGCCUGCCCACAUCCACAUCCUUAUUCUCUACUGCUGUCCCGAUCUCCUUAGCUAUAUUCCUGGUGCGCUGCCUUGCGACAUGCUAUUGCAAUAAAAGCGAAACCAUCGCGGUCUUGUUAUUGUUGUCCAUCUCUUCCAUCACUCCCAUCCGAGCUCCCACCAAGCCAACAGCACCCCUCCCUGUUCGAUUGCUGCACGAGUCCAACCUGCGCUUGCAUCUUGAAAUCGCUUCAGCAGCUGCACUCUGCAUCAGACAGCGAUGGCGCCCACGAUGGCCCAUCCUGUUAAUUAUGGCCAGGUUAUUGAGUACAUUCAAGACCGAUUGUACCUAGCAUCUUACACCCAGGCGCCGAACGAAAACACUCCUUUCCCAUAUCCUACCCAAGCGAAGAGAUCCCCUUACAAGAAAUCCUCCAGAGCUCAAGCAGGCCCGACACCGGCCGGUCUUCGACCUCCCCCAGUUUACUUCACGAUUGAUGACACCCUCCUUUACAACGCUUUUCACGCAGACUUUGGUCCCUUGCACGUUGGCCAUCUGUACCGAUUUGCAGUCCAAUUCCACGAGAUUUUGGGAGAUCCAGCCAACAAUGACAAAGCCGUGGUGUUUUGGAGUCGGGCUGAUGCCAGAAGUCGAGCCAAUGCGGCAUGCUUGGUCGCUUGCUACAUGGUUCUGAUCCAAGCAUGGCCACCUCAUCUUGCUCUCGCACCCAUCGCUCAAGCAGAUCCUCCCUACAUGCCUUUCCGCGACGCAGGCUAUAGUCAAGCCGAUUUUAUCCUCAACAUUCAAGACGUCGUCUAUGGGGUUUGGAAAGCAAAAGAGGAAAAUCUCUGUCAGCUCAAGGAAUUCAAUCUGGAAGAAUACGAACGCUAUGAAAGAGUAGAUAUGGGAGACUUCAACUGGAUAUCACCACAAUUCGUGGCCUUUGCGUCACCUCAGUCCGAACCUACCGCACCCAUACCAAUCUCAUCUCCAGCCUAUUCGACGCUACCAUCUUGUGUACCCGAAAUUCCAAAUGCAAGAAUACCACAACCCUUCAAGAACGUCCUCACCCAUUUUGUCCAGCGAGACGUCGGCCUGGUGGUGAGGCUGAAUUCGGAGCUUUAUUGCCCAACAUACUUUUCUGCUCUUGGUAUCCAACACAUUGAUAUGAUCUUUGAAGACGGCACAUGCCCGACUCUCCCGAUCGUGCGGAAGUUCAUCAAGCUUGCCCAUGAUAUGAUCGCCAAGAACAAAUCUAUCGCCGUGCAUUGCAAGGCUGGUCUUGGUCGAACAGGCUGCUUGAUCGGGGCUUAUCUGAUAUAUCGUCAUGGCUUCACUGCCAACGAGGUUAUUGCUUUCAUGCGCUUCAUGCGCCCGGGCAUGGUGGUCGGUCCACAGCAACAUUGGCUGCACCUGAACCAGGGCAAAUUCCGAGAGUGGUAUCUCGAGGACCAGUGGAAGACGAAGAUCGAAGUGGCAAAACCUUCUACGCCACGCGCAAUGUCAACAAAGACUCCUAUGAGAGUUGCCAGUGGUGGAGCACAACAAGCAACACCGGAUCGAUCCAGCGCACGGAGAUCUGCUUUGGGCGAGAUUGAUGGCAACGAUGUCACCAACCCUGGCUCCUACCAGGAUGAAAAUCUUCCUGCACCCACACCUGGCCAGCCGAGAAAAUAUUCUCGCAUGGACUCAAGAAGCCAUCCCUACGCUCGAUCAUCAUCCGGCACGAUGCGAGUCAAUGGAGGCAGAUCAGAGAGCGAAGUCGCCGUGGAAACUCAUCGUCACAGCGUCAAUGGAGCAGACAGCGAGGAGGAGCUCAUUCUGCAGCGAGCAGCGUCUCGUCGCAGCCAAAGCAAAAGCCCCGUCGGCAGCAAAGGCAAGGCGCGUAGCGUUUCUUACACUACGACGACCACGACCGUGACCAAGUCGUUCGACAUGGCCGACGACAUGAACAUCUAUGAAGACGACGGUGAUAUCAAGUUCCAGCUCGAGGACACCAACGCCAUCUGGGACGAGCUGGCCCAGGAGCAGGAAAAUUUGAAGCUCAGCACCGUUAGUGAGAAGGCCUCCCGCCCUAAGACACCGAGGUCAGCGAGCGGAAAGGGCGCCAUGAAUGUGUCAAAGACAAGAUCAUUGCGAGAGUCGCCUCGUCGAAGUGGUGGUGAGGACAAGACCAAGGUCAGGAAGACCAGUGGACGGGUGGGAAGUGCGAGCCAUGGACCCGUUGGUGUCAAGCGGUGAUGAAAGAGUCAGGGCCUUUGUUGAUGGCAUGGGAUACUUAUGCUUAAGCUCUGUCUAUGCUGCUUGAACUAGCAAGUGUGGAGCUGUGAUACGACGUAACGGCCAAGUCUUCGAGGUGCACUCACGCUUCGCUUCUGCGUCAGCGAUGGGAAUUACCUCAAACGACCAACUCUUUUGUCAUGACGUGCAAGGAACUGGGCGGAUGGACUUGUACAUGGACCCUUUCUCCGAGCAUAUUCAGUGAUCAUGACUUAUUGGUGCAAGGUGUGUGUGAGAUGGGCUUUUGUUCGCAUGUCUACACGAUAUGUUCAUGAAUGCUUGAGCUGAUCUCGAAGUUGGUCUGGCGCCGGAAUCUUGGUCACCAAUCAACGAAUGGGGAGUGCUCUGCUUUGCUUUGCUUUGCUUUGGUAUGGGAGUUGUUGAUACUGCAUGGCGUUGGCAAUGGGAAGAAGGCAUGAUAUGGCAUGGCAUGAGCAUGGCGCACAUUGUGAACCUGGGAGAGAGUACUAUUUGCAUGCAGACGACCGGGGUUGUUGAUAUUGAUUCCGUCACUUGUUCACGUCACUGGUCUACUACGGUCUCAUAGGUAUAUCGUGUAAUGAAACUCGCUUACCCGGGGUGCCAAACAUCUGCCGCUUAAAUCGGCGAAGCAGCAGUUGGCAUCGCAUUGAACAGGAGGCCCUCCUGCCAUACAAAUUGUCCUUGCUGCUGUUUGUCGUCGAAUGGCACCCUAGCGCUAUAUUACACGAUUUACCCAUGAGACCAUAGUAAAC
Molecule: messenger RNA, 3035 nt
Organism: Exophiala xenobiotica
Lineage: Eukaryota; Fungi; Ascomycota; Eurotiomycetes; Chaetothyriales; Herpotrichiellaceae
Exons: 3
Coding region: 301-2262 (653 amino acids)
Biological process (GO): protein dephosphorylation; microtubule cytoskeleton organization; regulation of exit from mitosis
Cellular component (GO): nucleolus; mitotic spindle; centrosome
Molecular function (GO): protein serine/threonine phosphatase activity; protein tyrosine/serine/threonine phosphatase activity
Source: RefSeq, a predicted model, not a curated record